This is a messenger RNA of Glarea lozoyensis ATCC 20868, 1197 nucleotides long. RefSeq names its product S-adenosyl-L-methionine-dependent methyltransferase. Lineage: Eukaryota; Fungi; Ascomycota; Leotiomycetes; Helotiales; Helotiaceae. The transcript is spliced from 3 exons. Gene Ontology annotation, molecular function: S-adenosylmethionine-dependent methyltransferase activity. The coding region runs from base 1 to 1197 and encodes 398 amino acids. The record is from RefSeq and is a predicted model, not a curated record.
AUGACGGGUUCGGAACUGCGAGACGACGGAGACACAUAUGAAGGCGACGACGAGGAACGUAAAGUUCUUCUUGGAGCCUUAUCCUCUUUCUACCAGUAUUCCCGGGUUGCUCAUUGGAACACCACUCAUCUGAGAAGACAGUCUUUCUACGCGCUUCCAAGAGCUCAUUGGGAACUUCUUGCUAAACCACCAUUCUCAUACCUAGAUACUCUAGACACAGUAGAUAAUGCAAUCGACAAGAAUGCAGAAAUAUCCCAUGCAAUCCUUCUUGCGGGGCUACAUUCAUUUGGAGUACCGAUGCCAGAACGAGAUCAAAUCGCAGACAAACAGAGCGAUUGGACUACUUCUGCAUCCCCGAACGAUCUGGAGAAAGCCAGGAGUACACUUAGGCAGCUCUUCCGCGAUUGGUCUGAGGAAGGUAGGCAAGAACGAGAAGCAUGCUAUGAGCCUAUUUUCAAAGCCCUGCGCAAGGAAGCUCUUGUCAAAGUUGACCAAAAGCUGCAAGUUCUAGUUCCAGGCGCAGGACUGGGUCGUCUGGUUUUUGACCUAUGCUGUGCUGGGUUUGAUUCUGAAGGAAAUGAGAUAAGUUAUCAUCAGCUCCUUGCAAGUGCGUACAUUCUCAACUCUUGUUCGAAAGCACGCAUGCAUACAUUAUACCCGUGGAUUCACUCCUUUUCGAAUCAUCAAGAUCGAGCAAGCCACUUGAGAUCGGUCCAGAUUCCUGACAUAAAUCCUGCCCAAGUAUUGGGCGAGAUACAAGGUGGUGGGGAGAUGAGCAUGAGCGCAUCAGACUUUUUGCUACUGUACGACAGUGAAGAGCAAAAAAACAGGUUCGAUGCAGUUGCUGCGGUCUUCUUUCUGGAUACUGCACCAAAUGUAAUUCGGUAUCUUGAAGUAAUCCGUAACUGCUUAAAGCCUGGAGGAGUUCUUGUCAACACAGGACCCUUACUCUGGCACUUCGAAAACAAUGCGCCUGGAAAUCAUGGAAAGGAACCGCCGAUUGGCUUUGAAACGAUGGGUAUUGCCGACCCUGGCAGCUUCGAACUCACAGAUGACGAAAUGAUCGCACUCGUGCAAAAGAUGGGGUUCGAAAUUGAGUCUAGGGAAUCAGGAAAAAGUGCAUCAUACAUCCAGGAUACCAACAGUAUGCUGCAAAAUACUUACAAGAUUAGUUCAUGGACCGCUCGGAAAAAAUGA